AUGAGGUCUGCGCUACGUUUGCCGGCCGAACUCCUCUCAGAGAUAUUCGUGUGGCUUCUGGACUACGUCGUCGCCGAGACAGAGUCACAGUGGCCUCAUAUUCGCACGAUAAGCCCGCAGAUUGAACGAACCAUCGGUCGUGUCUGUAGAACAUGGCGAAGCGUCGCACUGACUACGCCGCAACUCUGGAUGUACUUGGCGGUCCCCCAGAAGCCUGCAAUGUUGAGCGGAUUCCUCGAACAAUAUCUCCCUCGCAUCCGAAUGCGGCUUUUUCACUUCCAGAUAUCACCGGGCUGGGCAGGCAUGUCAUUAUUUGUUGAUGCUCUUCGACCUCAAGCAUCGCAAUGGAGUACAAUCAACUGGGCCGGCGGGAUCGAGGAAUUUAGGCGGUUAAAACCCGUCGCAACCCCGAAUCUCAAAGAAGCACACAUCACCUUCGAGGGAUUUGGCCCUGGGCUUUGGCCAACUCAAUUUCUCAAUUAUGCGCCGUCACUACAAUAUCUCGACAUCAACGCAAGCAGGUUCACCUCCAUUAACGCGGAUGCGUUCGACGCGUCCCUACCGCCUACAGCUCCCCUGCGAACGCUGGAAUUGAAAGCAAAGAAACUCCGCAUGCCUUCUCUCUUAGCAAGUCUCCGACAGUAUAGCACUACACUUCGGUCCCUCGAACUGCAUGUCGAAGUCUUCCACGAUCAGUUGGAUUCUUCGACAGGCCCACUGCCCUUGUACUCGCUGAAGCGUUUGGUGCUCGUGGCGCAGGCAGCUCAUCUGCUCCCCUUUAUCAAUGCUCCGAACAUCCAGGACAUGCUGUUCGAGGAAUGUUACGCCGUGUCUGUGCAUGCGGAGCUGGACAGGUACCUGUUCCGUGUGCCUUCUGCGGCUACGCAUAUGCGGCGCCUCAAAGUGCAUCCUUAUAUGGAGGACAAGCACUACAUCCUCUUCAGGUGUCUCCAGUGGUUGACGAACCUGACCUGGCUCGACUUGACAGCGAUGAGGUUCCAGCCAAGCGGCUUGAAUGAUCUGCUGCAGCGCUUGCGCUAUGCAGACGGUGCAUUCCCGGUUUUACCCAAGCUCAAGACCGUGAAUCUCGAGGCGGCAAGUCGGGAGGCUUUUGAUGCGUUCGCGAGCUCGAGAUCGGAAGCUCGUUCGCUGUGCGCAGAGUGCGGGAUCACCAUGCCGAAGGUCGAUGCGCACUACUAUGCCUAGUAUAAUGCAUUAAACAGUCAGUCUGAACCGUUACCAUCGAGUUGUGUUUCUAACCUAUGCUACAGGUGUGCGAUGCAACCAAAGGACGCCCCAAACCUUCCUUAACAUUGAUCCCAUACUGUUGUGUGCGCUAUCGUACAAGUCGUCACCAUGAGUACCGUGACUCUCAAUGUCGACUUAACAAUUGUCCAAUAUUAUACGUACUA
Messenger RNA from Schizophyllum commune H4-8, 1412 nucleotides. RefSeq lists its product as uncharacterized. NCBI's taxonomy places the organism in Eukaryota, Fungi, Basidiomycota, Agaricomycetes, Agaricales, Schizophyllaceae. Bases 1 to 1206 code for a protein of 401 amino acids. The transcript has 2 exons. The record is from RefSeq and is a predicted model, not a curated record.